AUGAAAGUUGUAGGCUUGGUAUCAGGUGGGAAAGACAGCUGUUUGAAUUUACUCAGAUGUAUCGAGUUUGGACAUGAAAUAACGUGCAUUGCAAAUCUUUAUCCACCGUUAGAUGGCAGGGAGGAAAUUGACAGUUAUAUGUAUCAGAGUGUAGCACAAACUGGCUUACAGCUCUAUAGUGAAGCAUGUGAUCUUCCGCUCUACCGACAUGAGAUACGGGGAAAACCGAUUGAAGUAGGAGCAUUGUACAAAGAAACUGUUGAUGAUGAGGUAGAGGAUCUGUAUGAGUUACUUUCGCACAUCAAGCAAAAGCAUCCUGAUGUUCAAGCUGUGUCAAGCGGUGCUAUUCUCAGUAAUUACCAAAAAAACCGCGUUGAGAAUGUGUGCCAAAGAUUGGAUCUGAAACCACUUACAUAUCUGUGGAAUGCCGACCAAAUUGCUUUGUUUCAUGAAAUCAUCUCUUCUGGUAUUGAAGCAGUUAUUGUUAAAGUAGCAACACUAGGUCUUUCCACUGAACACUUGGGAAAAACCUUAAUUGAAGUAAAGGAUAUCCUGCUGAAUUUGAAUGAUCGAUAUGGCGUCCAUGUAUGUGGAGAAGGAGGUGAAUAUGAAACGUUUGUGUUAGACUGCCCAUUGUUUAAGAAGCGUAUAGUUUUAGAUGAGACAAAAAUUGUUGCACAUAGCGUAAAUAAUGUUGUUCAGACUGCUUAUCUUUCUUUGCGUAAAAUGCAUCUCGAAAAUAAGUAUCAAACAAAUAAUUUGUCAGAGUAG
Molecule: messenger RNA, 771 nt
Organism: Thelazia callipaeda (thelaziosis nematode)
Lineage: Eukaryota; Metazoa; Nematoda; Chromadorea; Rhabditida; Thelaziidae
Source: the annotation of a GenBank genome assembly